Molecule: messenger RNA, 601 nt
Organism: Halteromyces radiatus
Lineage: Eukaryota; Fungi; Mucoromycota; Mucoromycetes; Mucorales; Cunninghamellaceae
Product: tubulin binding cofactor A
Exons: 4
Coding region: 58-387 (109 amino acids)
Biological process (GO): post-chaperonin tubulin folding pathway; tubulin complex assembly
Cellular component (GO): cytosol; microtubule cytoskeleton
Molecular function (GO): beta-tubulin binding
Source: RefSeq, a predicted model, not a curated record
CGUUGUUCUCCGUCUGUCUUUUUUUUUUUUUUAUUCUUAUUUACUGUACACGUCAGUAUGACUUUGAAGGAACUAAAGAUAAAAACGAACGUGGUAAAACGUAUUUACAAGGAACAUAUUGGAUAUGGAAAAGAAGCAGAAUGUCAACAACAACGUAUUGAUAAAUUAGUUGCGGAAGGUGCUGAUGAAGCUGAUGUUAGAAAACAGCAAGAAGUACUCAAAGAAACAAACCAGAUGAUUCCUGACGUGAAGAAACGUCUAGUUGCAGCAUAUGUUGACUUACAAGACAAAGCGAAUGAUCCUCAAUAUCAAGGAAGUGAAGAAUUACAGGAAGCUCAAACAGUACUUGGUGAUAUUGAUAUUGAUUCUUUUGAAAAUAGAUCUUAAAUAUAGUAUAUUAAGAUGAUUGUUAUAUUAUUAUUAUUAUUUUAUUUAUUUCAUAUGACUCUUUUUUUUUAUAUAUAUAUUUAUAUAUAUAUAUAUAUAUAUACAUACAAUUUUCAAACACCAAAUUGGGAUAAUUGCUUGAUGUGGUUUUUCACUCUCCGUGUGCCCAUUUCAAGGAUAAAAAUAAAUUUUUCUUUUGGACCUCAGUUUCGCC